Molecule: messenger RNA, 1437 nt
Organism: Orussus abietinus
Lineage: Eukaryota; Metazoa; Arthropoda; Insecta; Hymenoptera; Orussidae
Gene: Vamp7
Product: vesicle-associated membrane protein 7
Exons: 6
Coding region: 233-895 (220 amino acids)
Biological process (GO): exocytosis; vesicle fusion
Cellular component (GO): SNARE complex; membrane
Molecular function (GO): SNARE binding; SNAP receptor activity
Source: RefSeq, a predicted model, not a curated record
UCGUUUUUGUUCGUUUUUAAUGAGAUUCGAUGAGAUUGUUGGAUGGACGACGCGAAUGGUGUUAGGUGUAGUUUGACGUUUUGCGAGUUUAUGAUAUUUUUUUGCGAGCAACAUUUUGAUACAUUCGAAUCUCAAAUGUAAUAUUAAGUAGAAUCGUCUGAUUUUUUUGAGUGAUCACAAGCCUCUUGUAGUCCGUGCAUGUAUAACAAUAAAUAAUUGUUACGGAAUCAUAAUGCCGAUCUUAUAUAGCGUGGUAGCCAGGGGCUCGACAGUGCUCGCAAAACAUGCCUCUUGUACCGGUAAUUUUGACGAGGUUACCGAUCAAAUACUCGCUCGCGUAGCUCCUCACAAUGACAAGGUGACCUAUUCCCAAGGAGCGUAUUUAUUCCAUUAUAUCUCUGAAGAUUUUCUUGUUUAUAUGUGCAUUACCGACGACGACUUUCAAAGAUCUAGAGCUUUUCUAUAUCUGAAUGAGAUUAAAAGGAGGUUCCAGGCAUCUUAUGGUCACAGUGCUCAAAAUGCCAUGGCAUAUGCAAUGAAUAUUGAAUUUUCAAGGGUGUUGGCAAAUGAAAUGAAACAUUAUAGCGAAUCAAAAGAAUUGGAUACAUUAUCGAAGGUACACGGGGAAUUCGAUGAGCUUAAGGAUAUAAUGGUGAAAAAUAUUGAUAAUAUUGCUAUGCGUGGCGAACGUUUGGAACUUUUGGUGAACAAGACAGAAAACUUGACCGCUAAUUCCGUCACCUUCAGAAAGACUAGCAGAAAUUUGGCACGUUCUCUAUUUUGGAAGAAUGUCAAGCUUUACGUGAUCAUAGGCUUUGUUUUAACCGUCGUUGUUUAUAUAAUUGUGUCAAUAUCCUGUGGUGGUUUAUUGUGGCAAAGCUGUUUUGGCAAUUGAACGAAGGCAAAGACAGGCUUGAAAAUACCGACGAUUCGAGUCUCCGAAUCGAGAUGGUAAAUGCUGCUAAUUUCAUGGGAACUGACGCUUUAAUAUGAGAAAAAUUUACCAAUAUAGUUAAGUUUAUUAAGAAACACCACUCAGGGUUCUUUGAAUGAUCAUUGUUUGCAAAGACUACAUCCGAUUACGAUGGGAGAAGGAAUGUCGUAAACGCAGCACAUUACAUGGAAUAACGUUAUCACAGGCCACGGGGUGAAAAGUAUAAAUAUCUUAAAGUAAACCUAAUCUGCGAAUAUCUAUUCUAAUAGAUCUUCGUCUAGAGAAUACGAUCGAAUUAGCAUUAAAAAGAAUUUACAAUCGAUUGUACUCAUUGUACACAAUACCAUGCUAUACGACUGUCACGCGAUUGGAUAUUUUCAUAAUUCUUUAUAUACCUUAUGUCAUUAUAAUGCCUGUAUCCUCACGUGAUAAUCGAUAUAUGUAUAUAAAAAAAAAAUCGUUAAUCCUUAGUAUCUAGAACAUUUAAUAAAGCAAUCUGACAA